AUGAGAAUUUGUAAUUUACCAAAAGAGCUGAAUAAGUUGGCAUUUCUCGAGGGAUUUUUCGUGGGCAGCAAUCAAUUGUCCGGAUCAAUCCCACCGUGGAUCUUCAACAUAUCAACUUUGAAGAUUUUAGGACUCAGAGCUAAUCGUUUCUAUGGAAUUCUUCCCCUCUCUCCCGAGCUCUCUCUUCCAAAUCUCGAAAAAUUGUAUUUGUCGAGAAAUGAACUCAAUGGGGAGAUUCCGAUUUCUAUCACCAAUGCUUCCAAUUUAGAUCUAUUGCAAUUGGCAAAUAACUCAUUCAGUGGCACCAUACCCAACUUGGGCAGCUUAAGGCUCUUACGGACACUUCGCAUUUGGGGUAAUUCUCUCAGCGGAUUAGGAUUUAUCUCUUCAUUAUCUAAUUGCCAGUUUUUGGAGGAUUUAGAGAUUUCGUCCAACCCACUUAACGGCAUCCUCCCUGAUUCCAUUGGGAAUUUAUCAAAAUCUCUUACAAUUUUCCAGGCACAUUUCUGCAACAUUUACGGAGUUAUUCCUUCUACCAUCGGAAAACUGAUUGGUAUGCAACAUUUAGAUUUAGGAGGAAAUCAAAUCACAGGAGUUAUACCUCCAACAUUAGGGAAAUUAAAUCGGCUUCAAAGACUAUUUCUUGAUGGCAAUCAACUGCAUGGGUUUAUCCCUCAAGAUAUUUGUGGACUGACUAAUAUGGGCGACUUGUACCUGCACGAAAAUAGCCUCGCAGGUCCCAUACCUGAAUGCUUCGGUGAGCUUAAAUCCCUAAGAUAUAUCUACUUGGGUUUCAACAAGUUGAAUUCCAGCAUACCUCUCAACUUCUGGAACUUGAAGGACCUUGUGUUUCUCCACUUGUCCUCAAACCGUUUGAGUGGUCAACUUCCAAAUGAAAUUGCAGGUUUGAGACAACUAAAUGAACUAGAUUUGUCCUAUAAUCAAUUUUCCGGAGACAUUCCAAGAUCAAUCGAUAGUUGCGAAUCAUUAACGUUUCUAAUUUUGUCGGAUAAUAAAUUUGAAAGAUCCAUUCCUCCAUCACUGGGGAAUAUUAGAGCCUUGAGGGAUUUGGAUUUAUCUAACAAUAAUCUUUCGGGGCUGAUCCCGGAGUCCUUAGAGGGCCUCAAAUUCCUUCAAUACUUUAAUGUGUCUUACAACAAAUUGGAAGGAAUGAUUCCCACAGGUGGCCCUUUUGUUAACAUUACUGCUCAAUCUUUUCUUCACAACUCUGCUCUUUGUGGAGAUCAGAGAUUUCAAGUGCCUCCAUGCACUGGGAAUAAUCUCAGGAAUUCAAGACUAAAGAAAGUUAAUCGGCUGAUGAAGUAUAUUGUGCCUCCAUUCAUUUCAGUUAUCAUAUUAACAGCCAUUAUACUACUUGUGUUGGUGAGGACACGAAAGCCAAAAAGUGGGCUUGCUCCUGCUGAUGAUGUUUCGCUUGGUGUUACUUGGAGAAGAAUCUCAUACAUACAACUUGUUAGGGGAACUGAUGCCUUCAGCGACACAAACUUACUUGGAAACGGCAGCUUUGGUUCGGUUUUCAAAGGGGUGCUUUCUGAUGGACUAAUUGUUGCAGUGAAAGUCUUCAACUCGCAAUUAGAAAGAGCUAUCCGCAGUUUUGAUACGGAAUGUGAAAUACUUAGCAGCAUUCGACACAGAAACUUGGUCCAAAUAAUUGGUUGUUGUAGCAACACAGAAUUCAAAGCAUUGGUUCUCGGGUUCAUGCCAAAUGGCAGCCUCGAGAAAUGGCUGCACUUGGAAAACUGUGUCUUGGAUUUGAUAUCAAGGCUGCAAAUUGCAAUAGAUGUUGCAUUAGCUUUGGAAUAUCUCCAUCAUGGCCAUACAUUCCCGGUCGUUCAUUGUGAUAUAAAGCCAAGUAAUGUGUUGCUUGAUGAGGAUAUGGUUGCCUGCCUCUGUGAUUUUGGGAUAGCCAAGCUCUUUGAUGAUGGGGAGAAUAUUGUUCUUACAAAAACCAUGGGGACAAUUGGUUACGCCGCACCAGAGUAUGGAUCAGGAGGUAGAGUGUCAACAAGUGCAGAUGUUUAUAGCUAUGGCAUACUGUUGCUGGAAAUGUUCACGAGCAAGAAGCCAACUGAUGAUAUUUUCAAUGAAGAGAUGAGCUUGAAGGAUUGGGUACUUGAAGCUUUACGAGAAAAUGCAGUAGCUAAAAUCGUGGGCCCUAAUUUGCUAGCAAGUGACGAUCAGCAUUUUCAUGCAAAGGAAGAAUGUGUCUCGUCUGUCUUUGGUUUGGCAAUGAGAUGUUUGGUUGUUGUGCCCGAUGAAAGGAUUAACAUGAUGGAAACAACAGCUACAAUGCAGAGGAUAAAAUCCAAAGUUGUGGCUGUCACUACAAGUCGUCAACAAUAUGCGUUGGCCACUAUUUCGAGACAAUAG
This is a messenger RNA of Striga asiatica, 2391 nucleotides long. NCBI's taxonomy places the organism in Eukaryota, Viridiplantae, Streptophyta, Magnoliopsida, Lamiales, Orobanchaceae. The record is from the annotation of a GenBank genome assembly.